AUGGUCGAAGAACGCUCCUCCGACCUCGGCGACAUCGCCGCCGAGGCUGCCUCGGAUUUCUUCAACAAACUCUUCGGCUUCGUCGAGACGAUAUUCCGCCGCUUCUUCAAGAACUUCUACGCCUCCUUCGCAGAAGUCUCCGCCAAGCGCUGGACCAAGGUCAUUGCCAGCGUGAUCGUCUACCUCAUUCUCCGGCCGUUCAUUGAGAAGUUCUUCAAAUACCUGCACGACCGCGACCGCAAGAAGGAGAAGGAGAAGAAGGAGAAAGAGCGGGCUGCGCGAGGCGGGAAGAAGGCCAAGAUGUCGGCGAAUGCGCUGCGGGGUGGAGAGAAUGGCAAGGUCCUUGGGGAGGUGGAGAAUACGGAUGAUGAGGUUGAGGAGGAUGGGGAGGAUGAGUUGGCGGAGGCUAGUGGGGUGCCGGAGUGGAAUGGGAUGGCUCGGAAGAGGCAGAAGAAGUAUCUGAAGAACCUAGCGAAGGGCCAGCGGGCGGAGAAGUUGAGUGAGGAUCAGAUUAUGGACUUGUUGGACUGGAGUGAGGAUGAGGGGGAGAAUAAGAAGGAUGCAUAG
This is a messenger RNA of Penicillium daleae, 567 nucleotides long. RefSeq lists its product as uncharacterized. Gene Ontology annotation, biological process: protein transport. NCBI's taxonomy places the organism in Eukaryota, Fungi, Ascomycota, Eurotiomycetes, Eurotiales, Aspergillaceae. The transcript has a single exon. The coding region runs from base 1 to 567 and encodes 188 amino acids. The record is from RefSeq and is a predicted model, not a curated record.